Salvia hispanica is the source of this 2684-nucleotide messenger RNA. RefSeq names its product nuclear pore complex protein-like protein (gene MOS7). The record is from RefSeq and is a predicted model, not a curated record. Gene Ontology annotation, molecular function: structural constituent of nuclear pore; protein binding. Gene Ontology annotation, cellular component: nuclear pore. Gene Ontology annotation, biological process: protein import into nucleus; ribosomal large subunit export from nucleus; ribosomal small subunit export from nucleus. NCBI's taxonomy places the organism in Eukaryota, Viridiplantae, Streptophyta, Magnoliopsida, Lamiales, Lamiaceae.
AAUGAUGAAUUAGGCUUCCGACUCCCUCUCUUCUACGAAUCCAGAGAUAUGCGUUUCUCGUUCGACUUACCGGAGGGCCGUCAAUCUCCGGCUCCUUCUCCUUCGCCGUCGAGUUCGACUCCCAAGUCAGAGCUCGAAUGGUUCCCACUGCAGAACCACCCGCUCUUCUCCUCCGCCACUGCUACGCCCGCCGCCGCCCUCGAUACUUCCGGAAGAAAGCCCCCCAAUCUCAUGGCCUGGGAUGGAGCUUCGCGGCUAUACAUUUGGGACUUGGAGACGAAAUGCCUCCACCGCCUAUCAAUUCGCUUGGGCGAGCCGGACCCCUCUUCCAUCCUCGCUGCUUCCCCCUCUAAGGUGUUGCAAGCGGAAACACCAGUCAGCUUUGAGGUGAGUAAGAUUUCUAUCAACAAAAAUGGCUCAGCUAUGCUCCUGGCCGGGACGGAGGGCCUAUGUGUUAUGUACCUUUAUGGACGCUCUUCACUAGCACAAAAUACCAUCAUCUGUCGGACCGUUUCUCUUGGUUCAGAGAUUUACUUCCAGAGAAACAACUUCAUACGCAUUCUACAGAUUUGCUGGCACCCAUACAGUGAUACACACUUGGGAAUCCUGUCGUCUGAUUCUGUUUUCAGAAUUUUUGAUCUGUCUACAGAUAUUGGGCAGCCAGAGCAGGAAUAUUAUUUACAACCGGUAGAGUAUGGGAGUAGCCGUAAUGCUGCAGCAAUUUGUCCAGUUGAUUUCUCUUUUGGUGGUGAACAUUUAUGGGAUAAAUUCAGUGUUUUUAUCUUGUUUAGUGAUGGAUCCACUUACAUAAUUUGCCCUGUUGUUCCUUUUGCAAGCUUGUAUAAAUGGGAAUCUAUUUUGGAGCUUUAUAAUGACGCUCAUACAUUUGGGCUAAAAUCAUCCAAUUCAAAAGCUGUUAGUAAUUCGAAUAUGGCAAUCUCAUGGCUGGAGGCAACAUUUCCUGAGUUAGUUCAUCAAGAUGGAGGUGGUGGACAGUUGCAUAUUGUUAGAGCUCAGCCUUUUGUCCAUAUGGAUGCAUCAGUUUCAUUGCAGGGGCCUCUGCAUAACAUGUGUGAUGGUGUGACUGAAGAUUCUGAUGUUCAGAAAGGCACAUGUGAAGGGCGUGCGGUCAGUUUUCAUUACAAUUUAGUUGGCAAAGACACAAUUCUUGUGAUUGCUCGUAGUGAUGGGCAAUUGCAACUGGAUGCUUUGGCUGAUGAAAUUCAGCCAGUAUGGACGAUGGGUAGCGCACCUCGUCUUUGUUUCACCUCAUCAGAUAAGAUAGCUGGUGUUGCUAUGAUAUGUGAGUCUUUCUUGAGUAGUCCUACUGUUUUGAAGCUAGAUCAGACCCCGUAUUCUACUGCUUGGUUGGGCCAGCCGCCUCCUUUGCUGAGGUUAGCCAUUGUGGAUUUAGCUUUGCCUAUCGAAAGUAGUUCUCUGAUUGGCAUGAUUAGUGAUCCUCUCUUACCUGAAAGAACAUUUUGUAUUCAUGCUGGAGGGAUAGAUUCAAUAGUCUUGCAUUUUCUCCCCUUCACUAACCACACAACUGGGAAGGAAGAGCCAAUUAGAACUCCAUCUGUGAAUUCUGUACUUAGUACAUGCCCUGGCGACUCAUCCUCCCCAUCACCUCUUCAUGGUUUCCUGGCUUUAUCAGAUUCUUAUGGUAGUUCGUGGAUUGUGGGACUUACUUCUUCUAAUGACUGUAUAGUGCUACAGAUGGAAACUUGGAAUGUAUUGCUUACUGAUGCUUUUGAUAAGAUCCAAGAAAAUUUAACUACAGAAGAGACAACAAGUACAAAACAAACAGGUUUUAACACAAUAAUAAGCAAAGAGCUUCUCAAUGGGCCGAAGGCAGUUCUAUUGCCCCCUUCUGCACCAAAUUUGCGCUCUGUAACAGCUGAUUCUAUUGAAGGACGAUCCAUGCUUCAUCAGUAUUUCAAGCUGUUUCAUGAAAAUUAUGUGGAGUAUGCACACAAGGUGCACUUUGAGCUCCAGCGUCAUGCGCCUCAGUUGAAAAAAGUAAUUGACGGAGAGCAUUCUCGGUUGCACAAGAUGCAACAGAAGCUCUUGGAAGUUGAAACAAAACAGGAAAAUUUAGAGGAUCGUGUAGAUCGUGCAGUUAAGAUUCACAGUUCCUUAGAGGAACGGCUACAAAGCUUGAGGAGCCUGCCUGGACUGCAGAAAAACCCACUUUCUAAAGCGGAAAGAGAAUUCAAGAUGGAACUAGAUAAAUUUACUGGAUUGGAGUUGGAUGCAUUGCACUCUUCCAUUGAAGCUCUGAGUGCAAGAACAAAAAGAUACACUCAUUCGUUGCAGGCUGAUUCCCCAACUCAACGAACACAAAGGCUAAUGAGAAGAGGAAAUAUGGUUCCAGAUGAUGGUGUUUCUGAACUCAAGUCUUUACUUGAAAAACUCUCGCUGAUAAACAGCGAGAACAGCAAAAAGGUGAAACUCGUUGAAUCCGCAUUGAAAGCCAGGGAAAUCACAGAUUGACUGAAACCACACUGCAGCAAAUAGUGUUUUGAAUGUGUAUAUUGGACCUUUUCAUUGUCGAUGCCUGAGCUCCAUGACCUUACCUUGUCUGUUUAGCAGAAAACGUGCUUACUUUGUUUUGUAAAAUGCAGUCAUAACCAACUUUGUAUUCUCUGCAUUAACAUUUCCAUUCUUAACAUAACUUUACUCUA